GGGACAGGGGGUGGACAGGACACUGCAGUUAGUUUAGUGAGGAGACAGACAGCAGUCUUGGACCAUGAGAGACGGGGACAGGGCGUUGGACUGGACUGAUCUUCAGUAUAAUUUAAGGAUAUUGAAACUUAUAAAAACUGUGUUUUUUGUGGCUCAGAGUUUGAGCAGUUUAAUUCAGGGGAGGUUGUGUUUGUUUUUGCAUCUCUGAGUAAAUAUUAAAGACUUACCAGAACUUAUUAUAGAUAUCUAGCCAUCCCCUUGCCAGCCAAUCACAGAGGAGGUCAGUAAGCUCUCGGACAGAGGGCUGAGAGAGAGAGACAGGGAGGAGAAAAUAACACAGAACGACACAGCGAUCAGUAACUCACCAGAGUGCAAGAGAACUGAAUGCGAGCGUGAUGACAUCACAAAGCCCUUUGAUUCCGCUGCUGGUGACGUUGCUGUCACUAGGCAGAUUUUCAUCAGGCCAGUCGGCAGAUCUCCCCGAGUUCCGGUUUUGGCCGGGUGGUUCUGUGACCCUACCUUGUCUGGUACCGGCGGGCUCCAGUAACGAUACUUCCUUCGAGUGGCAGAAGCAGAACGUUGCCAUCGCCGACACGAGCAGAACCACUCAGAACCCCCGCAUGUCGACAGUCAAACAUUACUCCCUCCAGAUCAAAAACUUGACUGCCCAAGACUCGGGCAUUUACACCUGCAUCGUCUCUGACACAAAACAGAGGAGAGAGGCUUCCGUGCGUCUGACUGUGGGGCUGUCUGGACCCAUUAUAACUCAGGACCCGGGCUCUGUGACUGGCACAGAGGAUGGAGAGGUCACUAUACCCUGCACUGUGAUAGAGGGUCCUCCAGGACUAGUGAGAUGGUACAGGGACACUGGCAGCGACAGACAGUAUCUCUACUCUACAGGAACCCCUCCGCCCAAUGAGAGAAACGACCCCCGCGUGUCUCAAGUACAUCAAAACCACCCCACAGAUCUCUCCAUUCGAAUUGUGAACCUGACCCUGCGUGACUCAGGAAUGUAUUACUGUGAGAAAUACACAGUGUUUGAUGGGACCCUCAUUGCUAGCGGCGCAGGGAGCAGGCUGAGUGUGCAAGCACUGCCUCCACCCAUUAUAACUCAGGACUCGGACCCUGUGACUGGCACAGAAGAGGGUGAGGUCACUUUACUCUGCACCCUGUCCAGAGAGGGUCCUGCAGGACUAAUGAGAUGGUACAAGGGCACUGGCAGCAGCAGACAGCAUCUCUACUCUACAGCAGCCCCUCUGCCCAAUGAGAGAAACGACCCCCGCGUGUCCAGAGUAUCUCCAAACCAACCCACAGAUCUCUCCAUUCAGAUUGUGAACCUGACCCGAGAUGACUCAGGAAUGUAUUACUGUGAGAAAUACAAAGGCGGUGAUGGGACCCUCAUUGCUAGCGGCGCAGGGAGCAGGCUGAGUGUGCAAGAGAAAUUUCGUCCCCCUGUCAUUGAGGGUCCACAGGGGAGAGUUUUAGCCGGGAAUGCCGUGCUGUUAACCUGCCGGUCGAACGGACCCCUGGGAACGAAAUUCACCUGGAAGAAAAACAAUGGAUCCGUCCCUGGAGAACAGAAAACUGUCCAGCUGCAGACUGCUAAAGAAGACAUCAGAUCCACUGUUACCUGCGAGACUACACACCCCACAACACAGCAAACACUGUCGUCUGAACCCUACAGCCUGGGAGCAAGCAUCACUGUUAAACCCAACGUCUCCAUCGAAGCGAAUCCAGAGAGAGUGAAAGUGAACGAGUCCAUCUCCCUCACCUGCCGUGCGCGUGGCUUCUACCCGGGGAGGGUCAAUGUGUCCUGGGUCCAGCAGGGCGGCGCUGAGGAGCUUGCUGCAGAGAGGGGAGAGAAUGUGGAGAAUGAGGACGGGACCUUCAGUAGGGACAGUGUGCUGAAUGUCACUGUCACUCAGGAGCUCAGUGCAGCCACAGUGAGCUGCAGGGUUCAGAUAGAAGGACUGCUAGAGACCGUUCAGAGAGAACACACACUGGUAAUGACUGAUCCCAUACCCGAUCCAGAACCUGUCCCUGUCCUUGGCUCUGAGAUUGCAAUUCCCGUAGCCGUCACUCUUGUCGUUCUCAUCGCGCUUCUGCUUGCUGUUGGACUCUACUGUCGAUUCCGGGCAGGGAAGAAAAAGGCUGAGAUCGUGAGGGCUACAGUGUUGAGCAAUGAAACACAUGAAAAGGAGCUGACUUAUGCCAGCCUGGAUUUGAAGAAGUCCAGUCGGCGGUCGAUGAAGAUCGCGGAGUCGGAGAUCUGCGCGUACGCUGAGAUCAAGGGGGCGAAGGCCAGGGGGGUGAAGGCCAGCGCUGACAUCACAUACGCCAGCCUGGACGAGGUAAACCUGAAGAAGAAGGAGCCCGGAGGAGGAAGAGGAGGGGAGCCCCCAGGGGGAGAGACGGAGUACGCCUCUGUGAACUUCAGGAAAAACUGAAGAGAAACCUUUCCAGGAGAUUUCAAAUCUGCUGCCAGCCUCACCUGGACACACACACACACACACUGUGACACACCACUGAGACACCCGCACACACACUGUGACACACACACACACUGUG
This is a messenger RNA of Polyodon spathula (Mississippi paddlefish), 2568 nucleotides long. RefSeq names its product tyrosine-protein phosphatase non-receptor type substrate 1-like. Gene Ontology annotation, cellular component: plasma membrane. NCBI's taxonomy places the organism in Eukaryota, Metazoa, Chordata, Actinopteri, Acipenseriformes, Polyodontidae. Bases 396 to 2447 code for a protein of 683 amino acids. The transcript has 11 exons. The record is from RefSeq and is a predicted model, not a curated record.